Molecule: messenger RNA, 2515 nt
Organism: Schistosoma turkestanicum
Lineage: Eukaryota; Metazoa; Platyhelminthes; Trematoda; Strigeidida; Schistosomatidae
Source: the annotation of a GenBank genome assembly
UAUUCAAAGCAAAUUAUAUCCAUAUGGUGGUGGUAAUAUAACAAUGCCUGGUACUAAUCGACUUCCUCUAGUUUCUGGCACUAUUCCAUCAUUGGCACAUAUCACCACAUCUAAUUCAUGCAUAAAUUGUUCUGCUCAUCAAUCAAAUCCAGAUUCAUUGUCAUUGAAUCAUUCACAAAUUGCUCGAUCUCAAGCUGUAUUAGCUUCUGCUUAUGCUGAUCGAGAAUUCGUUACAUCGAAUUCAACAUUUUCUAAACAGAAGUCAUCAUCAUCAUCAUCUCAAGGUAUAAUGACGAAUAGUAAUGGUGAUCGUACUCAUCAAAUGCUACCACCGACUUCCUUAAUGAAUUCACUACCAUCAUCAUCAUCAUCCACAUUCAAUGUUCAUUGUUUACCACCUGAUGAUCAUCAAAAUAAUCAUAAUAAUCAUAAUAAUAAUAAUAGAUUUGCUCAAAAUUUCAAUAUACCACCACCACCACCACCGCCACCAUCUAAUCUAAUGUUACAACGUCAUCAUCACGUGAAUUCUAUGCCUCAAUCAACAAUCACUACUGGUACAUUAGAUUCAAUAUCAACUCUGCAUAAUUCUAAGUCAAAUCUCAGUCUUUCUUAUUCUUCUUCAUCAUUAUCAUCAUCAGAUUUAUUGAUGAAUAAAAAUUUCAAUUCUUUCCCUUUAAAACUUUUUAAUGGAGAUCUACACAAUCCUAUUUCAUCGUCAUCGUUGUCUGCACAGAAUAUUCUCCCAGGAUUGCAUAACACAGAAUAUCAUCCAUCAGAAUCAAUGCAUCGUCCGAAUGUUCUACCUCUACCACCGCUACCGCCACAUAUACCCCCGGAAAUUUUAAAACCAUUUCUUGGCCCUGAUUCAUCUGCGUCAUCAUCAUCAUCAUCAUCAUCAUUUCCUGGUCCUAAAGUGAACAUCACACUGAAUUCAUCAUUUAUGCCUUCCAAUUCAAAUUUACAAUAUACACAAUCAUCAUAUUUCCCUAUGAAAGCUUAUCAUCAUCCUGAUCGAUUGGAUAAAACUAAUCAUAGUGGUAUACUUCAUCAUCCUGUUCAUAGAGAUAAGCUUCAUGGACGUUGGGCUGAUGCACAUAUUCGUAUCGCUUUAUUUAUUCAACAUUGUAAAUCAUCAUCAUCUAAUCAAGGAUUACAAUCGUCUCCAGUUAUGAUGCCACCACCACCUAUAUUGUCAACAUCAUCUAGAUUACCAAUUCGUCCUAUUGUGAAACGUCUAAACCUGGGAGGUGUACAUUCCUCUAUGCCUUUUCCUUCUUCUUCUUCACUAAGUAGUGGAUCUGUAAAUUAUAAUUCAAACAAAAUUACUACUGAAUCAAUAAAUAAUAAUAAUAAUAAUAAUCGAUCGAUGCAUCCACCAUCAUUGGGGCCUCCUUCACAUGUUCAUAAUCCUAUUCAUUCAGUGAACAAUAAUAGUACUAACAAUAAUAAUAAUAAUAAUAAUAAUAAUAAUAAUAAUAAUAAUGGUGCUUCAAUUCCUAACAAUCUACCAUCUGAUCUAUCAUUUUGGGGAAAUUUAUUUCAUGAAUUAAUGAAUAAUUUCUCUAAAGAAUUUCUAACAAAUAUACCAACAGAUUGUAAAGAUGCUCAAUUAACAAUAUUACAAAAAAUCUAUUCACAAAUAUUACAAAUGAAUCAAUCUACAUUAUUAGUGGAACAUUCUAGUUUAUGUUCUAAAUCAACAGAUUUUCCAAUGCAUAAUUCAUCAACAUUAUCUUCAACGAUGCUAGAUAAUAAUAAUCUUAAUAAUCAUUGUUCACUAAUGUCAUCAUCAUCGUCAGGAUCAACUACUAUUCCCGGUUUGAAUUUUCCAUUCAUCCCUCAACCGUUCGAUUCGUUUCCUCUUUCUUCCUCUUCUUCUUCUUCUUCUUCUUCUUCUGUUUCUAUGAAUACGACUACGACUACUACUACUGCUACUGCUACUGCUACAUGUACUCGUCCGACAACCAAUCUGCUUUCAUCUUCGGCUCCUACAAAUUUUUCAUCAUCAUCAUCAUCAACAACAACAACAACAGCAACUACAAAUAGUUAUGAUUUUAAACGAAGACGAACAGAUUCUUCAAAUCCUAAUUUAGAUAAUUUAUCAUUUCCAUUAAAUUUUCCUAAUUCUUUUCCUCGGCCAUCAAUAAAUCCUAAUUUUGUGCCUCAUCCACAGCCACCAACUCAUCCUCAUCAACAUCCACAUCAACAUCCACAUCAUACAUCUGCGAUGCCACCGCCUCCUCCUCCUCCAGCUCAUUCUGAUGUUGUGAUAAAUGCCGCAGCAGCAGCAGCAGCAGCUGCUAGAUUAUUCAAUGGAUUCAGAUUGCCUGAAACAUUUUUCAAUCAUUUUCCACUUCCUUCUAUGCAAUUAUCAUCUGCGUCGAAUGGUUCCUCUUCGUCUUCGUCUUCGUCUUUGUCUUCUUGUUUGAAUGAUAAAAAUAUCAGAUCAUCCAGUAGUGUCACGAAUACAACAACCAGUAAUUCAUCUCAUUUAAUUCCAAUCAAUCCUUGGUAA